CUCUCUCUCUCCUAGUGUAUAUGUGUGUGUCUGUAUAAAAGACUCUCUCUCUCCAUGCUUUCGCUUCACUCUCGGUUCUCCAUUGCGUUGCAGAGAGGAGAGAGAGAAGAGAGGGGAGAGGGGCACGACCAAAGGAGAUCCCUGUCUUACAGUGGGAGACAUUUCUUUGACCUUCCCUCCUUUUUCCCCCUUUUUCUGUCUUUCAUCUCCUCCCCACUUUCUUCCCCUCUCCCAAUGUGUUUUGGGGCUCCCUCUUUUAUUUCUUCUUCUUCUUCUUCUUAAGCGUCUCCGCUCUGCUUGGACGGUGGCUGCAUCGAUGCAAAAUGGGUUGUGGCAAUUCCUCAGCCACCAGCACCUCAGGAGGAGGGCCAGCAGAAGUGUCCAAAGAUGUGACAGAAGAUCCCUCAGUAGAAGAUGAGAAAAGACGGAACUAUGGUGGUGUGUAUGUAGGUCUCCCAGCAGACCUGACCACUGUGGCUGCUAGUCAGUCCAAAUCCACACAUAAAGACUAGCAGCUGCUUACACAGACACAACACAGGAUUCUGCAUAUUCAUUCACCUAGAGACAAGCAGAGAGGAUGUAAGUGUUCUGAGUCUGGCUCACCACACACUGAAAAAAAAAAAAAGUCUCAGGCUUCAACACUCUCAUUGAACGGGGGAUGUGGACAGCUUGCCAGGGCUCCGAGGACGCUGCCUCGUGGAGUCAUGGGUGGCACAGGGAUUCGCAGUGGAGGUCUGCAUAUGGCAUCCAUCAUCACCUUUCACUUUGUACAAAAAGAAAAAAGAGAAAAAAAAAUAUGGGCAUCGAAGCAGACAAGCCCUCCCCCACUCCCACCCCGACUCACCCACCUUGGGACUGGCAGCUGUGGGUGGCAACAGCGGGCAUCGUGACAGCCAUCCUGGCUCCUUGGUCACGGCACUGGAACACUCUCUUUCUCUCUCAGGAGGAGACAGGGGACCCAGCCAACUCAGUAACUAACUGUCUGGGACUCGCACAUAUUCCCAAUAGCCCUCUGCAAUAAUAAUCACUGCUCAGUUAUUUCUCCAAGACAGCAUCAAUGAUUCAUUGUGUGGCAGAGUUAGAGAGCCAGAGAGAAAUAAGAGUUUCACAGGAAGCAGCAAACACAUUCCUGUUGAUCUGCCACAGGACAUCACAGCGCCGUUGAAAAUAUCUUUGAUCUCAGUCGAGUCGGUCUGAAUGAUUUGAAUCAUUGGUUUAAAUGCUAAUAACAAUGCAGAGUUAUGUCAAGGGUGUUUUAAUUUAUGUUCCCAAAUGCCCGUGUCAUACCUGGUGUUGUCACUUACCGUGUGCCCCAGACUGAUUAUGUAACUUCAGCAGAUGACUCAUGAUACUUAGAGGAUCUCUCUCUCUCUCUGUCUCUCUCCGUCUCUCUGUCUGUCUGUCUCUCUCUGUCUGUCUC
Molecule: messenger RNA, 1420 nt
Organism: Larimichthys crocea (large yellow croaker)
Lineage: Eukaryota; Metazoa; Chordata; Actinopteri; Sciaenidae
Gene: c25h12orf75
Product: chromosome 25 C12orf75 homolog
Exons: 6
Coding region: 324-512 (62 amino acids)
Source: RefSeq, a predicted model, not a curated record